UUACACGUCAGUGUCGCGAUUUUCGCUUUUAAGACGCGCAAAUAUCGUGCAGUAUCACACAGAGAUUUCAAACUGACGAUCAAAUGCAAUUCUGAUACGAGACACUGACAAUUAUUGGUAUAAAUGUAUCAGCGAAGGAGACGUGGACCAGGAAUCGGUCUCUUAUUUCUGCUCAGCCAACUUUAUAACAUCGGUUUCAACCGAAUCCCUCCAGUAACACUGUCGUUUAUUGGCGUUAACGUUGCAGUUUACCUUGGACUACUGAAUGAUCUUCCAUCUCUCGGAAAAGCCUGUGUCAGCGCUCAGCACGUCUGGUUUAAUGGCGAGUGGAAAAGACUUCUUUUCGCUGCCUUUUAUCACUUGGAUGACUUUCAUCUGUACUACAAUAUGGCCUCCUUUGUUUGGAAGGGCAUUUCUCUUGAAGGACGAAUGGGCAGCUCGAAAUUUCUGUACAUCUUGGCUGUGUUUACGGUUUUAACAAAUGUAGUGCUUGUAGGUUUAGAUCUCGCCCUAGCAAACAUCACAGGGAACUUCUCCUACAUCCGUACUUGUGCCGCAGGAUUUUCCGGGGUCAUCUUUGCAUUAAAGGUUCUAACAACUUACAAUCUCCCUUCUGGUGUCUCCAUGGUGAUGGGUAUGUUCCCUGUGCCCAUGAGAUGGGCAUGCUGGGCUGAACUGGUUUUGAUACAGCUAUUGUUUCCCAAUGCCUCAUUCACUGGUCACUUAGCUGGAAUUCUUGUGGGACUGAUGUAUGUCAAGGGUCCUUUAAAGUACAUCAUGGAUACAGUGAGUGGAGCAGGUGAGCAUCCUAAGAUUAUACUGCAUCAUAGACAUAAUCUUAUCGUACGUAACAAGCGUUUCCAAUCAAGUCAUAGCGCGUAAGUUAGAACAAGAGCAAAAGAAUGGAAAGGGAGGGGAGAAGGGGAAACGCUCGCCAACAAACCCCACAACCCUGGAAAACAGCCCUUUAUAUUUCAUGGUUCGGUUCAUUUGUAAAUUGACAACUUGCCAAGGUAACAGUCAGUGUAACGUGAAAAACAGAUAAUUAGAUUUGUAAAAUUUACUUUGUUUUUUUUAAAAACAUGCUCCAAUAUUACAGAAAACUAUGUAGCCUGCGAACGGCAGACGUUUCUCCUCGCUCAUCGCCUCUGAGGGACGUUUCACAAGUAGGAACGUCUGCGACUCAAUGACAGAAAUUUCAUACUGAUGACGUAAAUCAAUGUUUACAUAAUAAAUCAAGUAGUCAUGGGUUUCCAAAUGCAAAUUUGUUCAAUUUUACGUUUCUCCUGGUCGAUUUUGGUAAAGUGUUGUGUUGAUCUGCAAACGAGCUCCAGCAAAACUCAAAUGCUUCUUUUAGAGGAGACUAUAUUCCACAAAUAUUGAUUGUUUUGUUAGAGAUUCAUCGCGUUUACAUCUGACCUUUGCAGCCUUUUGUCUUUUGUCUGUUAUUAAUAAACAAUAGCUAACACAAUGAAACUACUCCGUCGACCAAUUAGUGCUUCUGACCGGAUUCUGGACAGAUUUUACAUCAUCAGUAUGGAAUUGCUGUCGUUGAGUCGCAGACGUUCCUCCUCACGAAACGUCCUUCAGCGGCGAUGAGCGAGGAGAAACGUCUGCUGUUUGCAGGCUAAAAACUAUGAUAAAGUAGCUUUAUGAUACAAGGAGGUCGCAACCCGGAUUGAUUGCUGCAGAAUUUUGUGUUGUUUUUUAUUGUCAAGUUACAAGUACAUUUGGAACGUAAGGUGCCUUUAUCUAAUUUGAAACCUUGCCAAAACAUUUCAAAGAAAUGAUUUGUCCAGAACAAUUCACUCCGCUGGCUAUGAAUUUUGCAGAGCGGCUGCUAUCUGGGCCAUGUCGAAAGGUUCUCUACAAUACACGUUGCUACAAAAUUUGCAAUGAACAGAGAAUCUUUUAAUUUCAAAGAGUUGACAAUUCUCUCGUCCCUGGCGGCUUCAGCUAUUGUCAAGUACCAAUGUUCUAUUUACGUUGAUGUUAUCAGAGUUAUCUCCAACAAACAGUCCAUUUUCUUCCCGUCAGAUCAGCACGCUGUCAUUGCCAAUAAAUUGGCCUUCACUAGUCUCCAUUGCUUGAUCUCCAAUUAUACUUUGAAGAGGCAAAAUAAACAACAUUGCUAGCAAGGCCUUCUUUCAGCUCAGAUCUGACAAACCUUGGCACAAACACGAUUCAAAUAAAUGUCAGUCCAAGGCAUUUUUUAAAAAUCUGCGACCAGAGAUCAAAUCAGGCCAAUCUGCGAUGCACAUAGACAAGAAAUAUCUGGUUUGAUUGAUGUAUGGAUAGCUAUUUAAUCAACACUACCAGCCAAGCACCAAUCAGAAGCUGUGUUCAUGGGCGAAUGCAGUUUUUUAAAAUCGUGGAGUUUGUGGGCAAACGUUUCCUUCUCUCCCUUCCCCCUCCCCCUCCCCCUUCAUUCCUCUUUUUUGCUCUCAUCUUAACUUUCUUGAAGAACUUGCAAGGAAACGCUUGCUAUGCAGGCUAAAAUUUAAUAAGGUUUUAGAUUCAUCGCUGCAUUCCCAUAUGUAUAAUAUGAGCACUGAAUUCUCAUGCAAGGCAGUUAUGAAAUUUCUGCCAGCUUUAUUAAUAUAACAAAUUCUUGAAUUUGAUGUAAAUGUCUUCAAAGAGAUUUUGUCCAUUCAAAGAUUUUCAAUUUUACCAAACAAACAAACCCUUUCUGUUUUAUCAGGCUCUGGUGUAACACGGCGAAUGAGACAGUCCUACACGUAUCAUGCGGGAGCAACAGGUAAGAAAAAACUCACAGACAUUAGCCCGUCUGUCAACUUACAGGGCUGUAGCUAGGUUUUUUUAUAACGGAGGGGUGUGGUCAAAGGCACAAACCUUGUAGGGGGUGGGGUCUUUUCAAAUUUGGAGGCCCCGAAAUGCUAUUUUCAGCACUUGUCAUGAGAUAUGUCUCCCACAAGGCUGGCAUUUUCAGUGCUUACAAGUGCUUAUUUCCGAGGUCCUGUUAAUUUAAAUCACACUGUAUAUCCAAGCACCAGUACACUAGACAUUUCACACUACUGCAUGAUGUUUGGUUAACUAACCUAUAAAAGAUGUUUCUACUCGCUGCUAGACUAGUUCCUGGCUGUGCCAUUACAGGCACUCUCGGUAAAUUAGAAUGAACUUUGCAAAUGGUACAUUUAGUACAUAUACACGCCAAUUUCAAUAGGGGGUUUUACUUUCUUUUGCUUACUAUUUGCACACACCGUGGACCAACCAAUUUCUUGGCCAUGAAAGUGGCAAACAAUAAUUGCAAGUCACAAUCAAAAUAACUGAGUCUAAAGAAAACAAAUUCAUCAACAGACUUGAUUUGUCUGGCUCAACAGGUCCAGAUGGGUGGGUAGCUGCCCCCCCCCCCUAGCUAAGGCUCUGACCUCUGACUCAGGUCUAAUCAUAGUUAGUAGACUAACUAUGGUCUAAUGCAGGUCAUAUAAUUUUUUUUUUUUCUGGGGGGGGGGCAUUCAACUUUUGAAAGGAAUGAAAAUUAAAAUCUCAACCCCAGGGAUGUAGAUAAUAGCUGGGAGCCGGGGAAAAUACGUGGCUGUCAAUGUGAUUUUUCCAGCCUAAAAAAAUGCAGUCUUCUCAUAUUACCUGCCCAUAAAAUGUCAUUUCCCAUCUGUUAUGAAUUUUAGCUACAUCCCUGCACCCUCGCACCUGCCAUGAAGAAUCUUUUGGUCUCACAGAAUAGUAACAAUGCUGUAAAAUAUUGUUUAAAAUUUACUUUUUCUAUGUAAAAGUCAGCAAAGGCUUCCCAAGUUAAAACUUCCUACUCAAACGAGUUAUUGCCUCAGAGUUGACUAAUGAAGAGUUUGCCAUCUGAUCCUGGCAUGAAAAACAUGUCAUGUUAUAUUUUGAACCUUGGUGCCACAAGUUUUAUUACCUAAAAUUGUGCCCAUCCCAGAAGUUUUUUAAAUCAUGGACGUGGAUAAUUUCAGUCAUCCUAGGUAUUUUGGAAAGAGACCUUUGAAGCCAGAGUAGCCCAAAGUACUCAAGACCUAAUUCAAGAAAAAUUCCAAUUUUUCAGUAAAAUACUAGAAAAGCAAAAGGUACCAGGUUAUGUACUGUUGAAAAGGUUUCAUUUUAAUGGUCACACCAAAAGAUUUGUUCAUAAUACCAAAAAAAAAACCAUUAUUUAGUUUAUUACAUGUCCAGAACUAAAUCUACAGAUAAAAAGGCUUAAGACGUGUCUUGCCUUGCAGGUCGCAGGCGUUAUUCAACUCAUUCAAGUGAUUCUGAAGAUGAGGACCUACGUCAGGCCAUCAGAGCAAGUCUCAGAGAAACACACAUGAACCGUCCCCCAUCUUUAGAUGACUAUGAUCCAGGCAUACAGUCUGCAAUUAGAGAGAGCCUUGAUGACGCUGGAGGGGAACCUUCCAGGUGGUCCAACAACCCAGGGCCUCAAAGGCGAGGACCAUCAUCAAGAUCACCACCUUACCCCACUGGAGGGUACAACUCUCCUGGAAUUGGUUCAAGUUCACAUACACCAGUCUACCCCACACAUCAAGACAGCCUCUAUCCUAGAAUUCCACGCAACCCUCCAUCUUACAUUGAUGGACAGUUUUCAUAUCCCCAACCCUACCCCCUACAAGGGGAAGGACUGUAUCCGAGAGUACAACCAGAACCAUCAGCUCCCCCAGUAGAACAAGGCAUGAAUGGAUACCCAGGUGGAACGUUACCUUACCCUUCUGGGAGCCGAAUGCCUGAACUAGACAGUGUGGACGAAAUUCGGAGAAGAAGGAUUCAGCGAUUUGAAAACUAAACCUGAAGGACUCUUCUGUGUAAAUUUUUGCACAAGGAACCAUCUUCUUUCCCAGGGCAUCUUGUCAACCAACGUGACAACCCAAGAGGGGACAAGAGAAGAGUCACCCUAACAACCCGGAUGCAAAGAGAUCUACAAUCUACUCUUUACUGUAAUGGACGUUCGAGUUGUGGGGACUCGGUUGUGAAAAUGUUCCUGGCUACUGUAGUACAUUUUUGAUCAUGCAGCUUUGUUGCACAUGGUUUGAACAAUGCCGCAAAGAUUGCUUACUGUAAUGUGUAUUGAUCACCCCUUGAAAGCGACCUGCCUCUAUUUUGUUCCUAAAAUCUAUCUGUAGUGCUUAGAAUGCUGGGUGUCCUCUGGGAUGAAGCUCAGCUCGUAAAAACAAAUGAAUUCAAAUAGAGUGUACUAUUUAUCACGUUUAUAACACAAGGGGUAGCUAUCUCAAACGCAAAAUGAGAGUUUAAUGAACGGCAUCAAAACGUGUUCUGUAGAGCUAUAAAUAUUUAUUUCAAUGAUCCUUUGGUUUUCGGAUAAUUUUGUCCGCAAAAGUGUAGCUAAAAACUUCACCGUGGUUAUCAGAUUAAAAGUAACCAUUUAACAUGGAAUUCCCUUUGUUCUUUGCUUAUAAAUUAUUACUAACUGUG
This is a messenger RNA of Porites lobata, 5421 nucleotides long. NCBI's taxonomy places the organism in Eukaryota, Metazoa, Cnidaria, Anthozoa, Scleractinia, Poritidae. The record is from the annotation of a GenBank genome assembly.